GAAGGCGCAGCUGUUCCAUUCCCACACUCUGGUAUAUUACAAUGAUACAAGCGUCCGCUGCUUUUUACUGCCACGGAUUAAGUGUCACACCUCCAUUUUGUUGUAGACCGUAUAUAAUAUAUACCGUAGACGAGAAACUCACACCGCACUUCUGACACUUUUGAGGUGUGCUGUAAGAACCAUCCCCCCAGGAACUCUGACAGUGAAUUUGUGUUCCGUUAAUCCCUCAUUGCAGAUAUUGUUUCCUGUAUGGGCUCUGUCAUCCAGUCUCGGUAAGCCAUGGAAGUGUUGCGUCCCACCUUGAUCACUGUUGGCGGACGUAUAUACAGAAAGAACGCUGUUCGAGAGACCACUUACCAGAAUGAGGAGGAGGAAGAUGAAGAUUUUUAUAUAGGAUCUGAGCAAUGUAUAGAUGAGCCCUGUGAUGAUUACACCAUUGAGGAAACUGAGAAGGGAUACCAGUGUUCCAUUGAUCUACCUAGCCAACUAUUUAAGUACAUUAUAGGUAAGAAAGGAGAGACUAAGAGAAACCUUGAAUCGGACACACGUACAUCUAUCAGCAUUCCAAGGCAAGGAAUGGAAGGAGAAAUUGGUAAGAUGAAAUUAAAGUUCAAUUCUGAAUUCCGUUUGUUGUUUUUUUAACUUUGCUUCUAUUUU
This is a messenger RNA of Rana temporaria (common frog), 657 nucleotides long. Its product is annotated as activating signal cointegrator 1 complex subunit 1-like. The transcript is spliced from 4 exons. NCBI's taxonomy places the organism in Eukaryota, Metazoa, Chordata, Amphibia, Anura, Ranidae. Gene Ontology annotation, molecular function: RNA binding. Gene Ontology annotation, biological process: DNA alkylation repair. The coding region runs from base 280 to 642 and encodes 120 amino acids. The record is from RefSeq and is a predicted model, not a curated record.